Molecule: messenger RNA, 1231 nt
Organism: Danio rerio (zebrafish)
Lineage: Eukaryota; Metazoa; Chordata; Actinopteri; Cypriniformes; Danionidae
Source: RefSeq, a predicted model, not a curated record
AUGAAGAGCUGUAAAGUUUGCUGGAGUUUGGAGGAGUUUGUCAGAUGGGUGAAAACCGCAGCAGCUGUUCAGGACGUCAGGACACAUGAUGGUGAUGGUGAAACCCAGACCGUGAGCCAAGAGCUUGAUGGAUUUCUCGCACCUCUGCCUUCCCUGUUGGCCAAAUCUGUGUCCACAGAUCAGGGUAACAGGAAGAGGAAGCGGCAGAGCGGCAGCCAGCAAACACCAGAAGAUGAACGUCCGUCCACCUCAUCUAGAAGAUUUUCUCUACUGCUGCAUGUUUUCUUUGAACACACAUUUCUACUGCUCCUCUGUGUUGCAGACGCGUAUGCAAAGGGCCCACUGCUGGGAGACGGUGGAUUUGGCUCUGUGUUUGCUGGGAUGCGCAGGUCUGAUGGACUGCCAGUCGCCAUCAAGUAUGUGUCUAAAGAGCGGACACAGAGGAGACUGAGAGUUGAAGGUCAGGGUCGGCUGCCGCUGGAGGUGGCACUGAUGACCCGCGUCAAUUCAGCUCCUGCCUGCCCCAACGUCCUGCAGCUGCUAGACUGGUUUGACCGUCCCAGACGCUACAUCCUGAUCCUGGAGCGUCCGGAUCCCUGCCAAGACCUCCAGAGCUUCUGUGAGGAGAACGGCUGUCUGGAUGAGGGUCUGGCCAAGAAAGUGCUGGUGCAGCUGAUCGCGGCUCUGAAACACUGCGAGAGCCGCGGAGUCCUGCACCGGGACGUCAAGCCAGAGAACCUGCUGAUCUCCACAGAGUCCCAGGACAUCAAGCUGCUGGACUUCGGCUGUGGAGAUCUGCUCAAGCGCUCGGCCUACAAAUACUUCGCAGGAACUAUUCAAUACGCUCCACCUGAGUGGUUCUGCAGACAGCGCUACCAUGCGGGUCCAGCUACGGUGUGGUCAGUAGGAGUGACCCUCUUCAACAUCCUGUGCAACCGUUUCCCCUUCGGAGGCUCACUGAGGGUCACGUCCAGGAGCAAACUGACCUUCCCCAUAACUCUGUCAACAGAGGCAGUAGACGCAGAUGGAGAAGAGGAGAACACACACCGAACACACACUGAACAGCAGAUUCCAGCAGAAAACACACUCUGAUGCAGGUUUGCUGGAGUUUGGAGGAGUUUGUCAGAUGGGUGAAAACCGCAGCCGCUCCAGAUCCAGGAGUUCUGCUUUCAUCCAGGCAGCUGUUCAGGACGUCAGGACACAUGAUGGUGAUGGUGAAACCCAGACCGUG